CGGCCUCCCAUGGAGCCGGCACCGGGGGGUCCCCGGGGCAACGGCGGGGGAGAGGCGCUGCUGGGCGAGCUGGAGGCGCUGGUGCGGGACGUGGUGAGGACGAGCUCUUGGUGGGAGCGCCACGGCGUGGACUGCGCCAUCCUCGCGCUCAGCCUCCUCGCGGUGCCGGCGGGGUUCUUAAGCCUGCGCUCUGAGAAUGUCCCGGUCCUCGCACUGGGCGUCAUUAUCCUGGGUGUGUGCCACUACACGCUCACUGUCAAGGGCAGCCACCUGGCCACGCACGGCGCCCUCACCGAGUCGAAACGCUGGAGCAGGAUCUGGGAGCUUUUCUUUGUGGAGGUCUGCUCAUCCUUCACCGCAGAGUACGCCAACUAUGGACACGUCAAGAUACACCAUGGUUACACCAACGUGUUGGGCCUGGGGGACUCGAGCACGUGGAGGCUGCCUUUCCUCAACCGCUACGUGUACAUGUUCCUUGCUCCUCUCUUGAUCCCUGUCCUAACCCCAUUGGUGGCGGUUGAGCGGCUGAGAAAAGUGGAGCUCAGGUCGGCAGUGCGGACGCUGGGCCUGAUUUCUCUGGGCCUCUACGCUCACUACUGGCUGCUUCUGAACGUGUCUGGCUUCAGGAGCCCUGGCUCGGCCCUUCUCUGCAUGCUCAUCACCAGAUCCCUGCUGGCCCACCCUUACCUCCACAUCAACGUCUUCCAGGUUUCAAGGGGUACCCAGGCCAAGCCCCUCGUACAGAUGGAGAGAGAGGCCCAGAGAUGGGUGAGACUGAGCUCCAAGCACAGACAGGAGAGUCUCGCCAAGCACAUUGGGCUGCCCAUGUUCUCCCGGGACAAGAAGCCCCGAAGGAUUCACAUGAUGAGCCUGGGGGUGCUGAACCUGCCCCGACUGCCUGUACUGGACUGGGCGUUCGGCCACUCCAUCGUCAGCUGUCACGUGGAGCACCACCUCUUCCCCCGGCUCUCCGACAACAUGUGCCUGAAGGUGAAGCCUGUGGUGUCCCAGUUCCUCCAGGAGAAGCAGCUGCCUUACAACGAGGACUCCUACCUGGCUCGCUUCUGGCUGUUCCUCCGUCGCUACGAGGAGUUCCUGGUGCAGACCCCUCCCAUCACAGAGCUGGUGGGAUUGCAGUGAGGGGUGGGUGGGCCGCACCCUGCGCCCCGCCUCCCCAGCCCCCCAGCCCCAUCCUAGCUCUCUUGCUUCUGCUGGCCUUCGCUCAGUCCAGGGGGCCGUGGACUCUUCCCCAGGGCGGUCGCUUGGCUGUUGGUGGUGGAGACCUCAGGCUGGGAUGUCUGGGGAAAUCUGCUUGCUUUUCUGGGCUUUGAGGGAUAACUGGGCAAAAGGAAUAACAGUGGCUGGGCAUUCUGGUCAGUCUGGAUCUCAGCCAACAUAAUCUUGGGGGUGGAGGGGGAUGGAGGGGUGCUAAACAGCUGGAUUCCUCUGCUGUGUCUGAGCCUUGAUAAGGUGAUGGGGAAUGGGGACAGGAGAGGCCCUCAGCAAGGGGUAGGCAAGGAGAGCGAAGGGUCUGGCCCCCAGUUAGGGCCUGCCGGGUACCAGGAGACCCCAUGCUCUGCUGGCCACUUCCUGUGCUCUUUGAGGCUGUGUCCCCUAAGGAGCCCUCUCCCCAGGGACCAUAGGGAGAGGUUACUUUUUAUUAAAGAAUUUAAAAAAUAUUUUUCUUUAUU
This is a messenger RNA of Hyaena hyaena (striped hyena), 1691 nucleotides long. It is a transcript of the gene FADS6, whose product is annotated as fatty acid desaturase 6. Gene Ontology annotation, cellular component: membrane. NCBI's taxonomy places the organism in Eukaryota, Metazoa, Chordata, Mammalia, Carnivora, Hyaenidae. The record is from RefSeq and is a predicted model, not a curated record. The transcript has 7 exons. The coding region runs from base 10 to 1140 and encodes 376 amino acids. Gene Ontology annotation, molecular function: oxidoreductase activity, acting on paired donors, with oxidation of a pair of donors resulting in the reduction of molecular oxygen to two molecules of water. Gene Ontology annotation, biological process: lipid metabolic process.